AUGGCAGCCGUGCGGGCUGUGCUGUUGAGCGACAUCCAGAGCGUCUUGAGUCUCGCGCGACAUCAGUAUGGGUACCUGAUAUCGAAGACUGCUAGCCUAGAGAUGGAGGAUGAAAGCCCCGUAUCGGUCUUACAAAGCCUUUUGACGCUUCGUGGACGUCUUCUGUAUUGCUAUGACGUGACCGAGUUGUCACCUCUAACCGUCAUAAAGCCGUUUCUCGAUGUGAUCCAACACAAUCACACCAGCAGCGCGGUGACGAGUGCUUCGCUACAAGCGCUGAUGAGUUUUGUGCAAUUGUGGCCAUGGGUAGACGUCCAGGAUGAGAACGUAGCGGCGGACACUGUGUCCGACAUUGUGGACGCAGUGAGCCAUUGCAGUUUCCAAGCAGAGAGCGUUGAAGGCGACCAGAACGCGCUCGUGCUUGUCGCCCACGUGUUGCACGCGGUUAUGCGCUCGCCUUACGGCGCUCGACUGUCAGACCACUCGAUGUGGCAGCUCGUGCAGUCGCUCUACGCUCUCAAUCGUGGCAGUCAGUCUGAUUCACGUGUCACGCUUCCAUUGCGUUCAACCGCCGCGAUUUUCCUACACGAUACAGUGACGUUUGUGUUUUCUAACCCUGCGAUAUAUGCGGAUUCUGCUUCCGCUGCUAAUACCGAGCCUUCGCUUGGAACGGGAUUUGGACUGCCUUGUGCAGUCAAAAUUGUGGGCUUUUUAUGCCAGAAAUUACACCAGCGAAACGAUUCGUCACCUCCCGAUUCGGAUGCCGCUAUAUCGUCUAUUGGAAGCACAAUUCGCCAACGUGAAGUGCUGCUAUCGUUCAGCUUACUCGAGUGUGCGCUGGUCGCUUGCGAUGCCGAAUUGAUUAUGGGUGUGUCGUCGCUGAUGUUUUUCAUCAAGGAUGAUUUGUGUAAAGCCGUUCUACGUUACUGUCGUCUAGGCGCUUGCGCGGAGCGGAAUAUUUCUAUCGUUUGUCUGAAAAUUAUCAGACUGUUAUGGUCAAAGCUUCGGUCAGAGAUCAAAAUGCAAAUUGAGGCAAUUUUUGAUGGCGUGUUUUACCACACGCUUUACUGGUGUCUGUCAAAUAUGAAUGUAAACAACCCAGAUUUUCCGCGUGGAGAUGAUGUAGCUCUAUCCGUAGAAAACAUGGACAGUCAGAGAGACGACAAGCCUGCUGCAUUGGUAGAGUCUGCGCUUGACGAUUUUACCGGCGACAUGUUGUCGAAGGUCCAGCUGUACAGCAUCUCGUUUGAAAUUUUUGACUGCUUAGUGGACCUGCUUGCUGAGGCAACGCUGCUUACCGACUUGUACGUCAACUACGACUGCGAUGAUAAUCGCUGUGACUUGACGCAGACUUUGUUUGGGCUACUUUCGCAAGUGGCUCAGCAGUCCCACGUUGCUUGUUUUGAGUCACACGAAGAAUCGCACUUUCUUUGGGCUCAAGCGAUUGGUGAGAUUGCCCUUCGAGGACUGUACAAUUCACUCCACGUCGUGUAUACCCGAACGCAGCAAAACGUGCCUGUUCUGGAUGGUAAAGACAGCAGUGGAUCGAGCGACAAUGAGGACGCGCUUGAAAUCAAGGAGGACAAAGAAUGCUUACUAACUGGCUCCGAGCUUGUUUCAGCAGUAGCACUGUGCAAAAAGCAAAAGCGUAAAAAGUUCUUUCAACGCGGCAUUCAGGAGUUCAAUCGAAAGCCAUUGGCGGGAAUCAAGUACCUGCAGCAGAACGGCUUCCUGCCUAUCCCGCUCGACAGCAAGUCUUUUGCCAUGUUCCUUCGAUCUCUUCCUCAAGAUUUAAGCAAAACCUCGGUCGGUGUAUACUUGGGUGCAAUAGGCAAGGAAGUGAAGGGCUUUGAGAAAAGCGAUAUCCAUGAAGCCGACACUAUCGACUUUCACCGUGAUGUUCUUACCGACUUUGUGCGGUCGUUUAAUUUUGAAGGAGAGAGCAUCGUUACUGCGCUGCGUAUGUUCCUCGCAAGUUUCCGUCUUCCAGGAGAGGCUCAACAAAUUGACCGCAUACUCAACGCCUUUUCGCUGCAAGUAUAUGAACAGUGCCGGGAGCGAUUUGUCAUGGCUUCAAUGGACGUAGCAUAUUUGCUGUCAUUCAGUCUGAUAAUGCUCAACACAGAUUUGCACAAUCCGAAUAUCCGAGGUGACAAGAAGAUGAAGCUGGCUGACUUUAUCAAGAACAAUAAAAACUAUGGUCACGAAGUUUCCAAUGGCCUCGAUUUGCCUGAGGACUUCUUGGCAGAACUAUACAACGCUAUUGCAAAUGAGGAGAUUAGGACGUUCGAAGACGGUGGCAAACACGGUGAGGUGACGAGCGUUCGAUGGAAAGACUUGCUCAAUCGAGCAGAAAGCGAUCCGCGCAACUCGCGUUUGAUCAUGCUCCGUCCGUCGUUACGUUUCCAGUCGUUACGCGCCCCCUGCAGUAUUGGAGCUGCCAAAAGUUCCGCGUCACCCCCAGUACCUGGCGUUAUGCAAUCGAUGACGCAAACUCGACGAGUGCCAAGUGUUUCUAGCCCCACUAACGGAGCUGCCAAGUUGCACGAAAGUGACACCACAUGGAAGCAGCGAGAUGAACUGAAGUCUCGCUAUGCUUCGUCAGGUGAUCAGUAUGAUCGCCACAUUUACGAGCUGGUGCAACAAAAUCUUGUUCGGGCGUUCAGCAGCGUGUUUCAACAAUUUGUCGUGGAUUCUCAAGCAAGAGAUGCAGCUCGGGGCGAAGACCUCUCAGUAGGUAGCGGCUAUGAGAUGCACUAUGUUCCUCAGAAAAGUGCUUUGCAAUUUGCAUGCAAUGGUCUUGUGCUAUGUGCAACGGUAGCAUAUCAUUUGUCGUUGGUGGAGUACUGUAACUCUGUGUUCGUCCGCCUUUGCAAGUACACGGCGCUACUUUCGUCGGACAUUUAUUCCGUGGGGUACAACGGCCGCGAGAACGGUGCUAGGGUGUAUUGUGACAACCAGAGUGCUCCAGUCGCGACUGCAGCUGUACUCAAACUUCUGAGCACAUGCAGCUUGUUGCUCCGUAGUCGCUCUUGGAAGUAUUUUUUUCAUGUUGUUAAUGGCUUGCGUGAAUUUCAUGUUGUCCCGUCUCGGAUCUUGUAUCCUAGCGAUGACAUGAAAUCGGAGUUAAUGACGGCCAAGGAACGUCUAGUGUUCAUUGACCUGGUGUACCAAAAUAAAGAAAAACUAGACCGAAAGACUGCACUUAGCGCACAAGACGAGGACGGUGGUAAUGGCGAUGCGGGUGGCUUUUUUAGCAGUGUCGCGUGGCUGCUAUCAGCUAUCGACUCCAGUGUUGGCAGUUCGGCAUCAACAUCUGGUACGACGACAAGUUCUCAUUGUUCUCCCUGGUAUCAGCUCAGUCCGGCUGAGCUGGCUUCUCACGCUGAUGACCUUAUUCUUGGAGAAAAUGCGCCUGCGGCACACACAUUCGACAGUGAACACGACCCGAGGAGUGAAGUCGGCUCCGACCAAUGGAUUCGGACAUCACUGGAGCCUUACCGACUCGACUUUUUGUACAAGACGUGGCUGGCUUGCCUCAUCGUGUCCUUGCUGAAGUUAUCGAGGCAUUGUGUGAUGGAUUACAUCAAACACUGCAAGGUGCUGAUGCGCAAAAAGACCGAAAAGAAGCUGCUGAGCUGGCGCUCAGCCAAGGAGGCUGCGUGUUAUUCGAGCAUCUAUUGUGCCAGAUAA
This is a messenger RNA of Peronospora matthiolae, 3693 nucleotides long. The record is from the annotation of a GenBank genome assembly. Lineage: Eukaryota; Oomycota; Peronosporomycetes; Peronosporales; Peronosporaceae.